This is a messenger RNA of Pongo pygmaeus (Bornean orangutan), 2043 nucleotides long. It is a transcript of the gene CD300A, whose product is annotated as CD300a molecule. NCBI's taxonomy places the organism in Eukaryota, Metazoa, Chordata, Mammalia, Primates, Hominidae. The coding region runs from base 281 to 1174 and encodes 297 amino acids. The record is from RefSeq and is a predicted model, not a curated record. The transcript is spliced from 8 exons. Gene Ontology annotation, molecular function: transmembrane signaling receptor activity. Gene Ontology annotation, cellular component: plasma membrane.
CACUACAGGGAGAGGUCUCAUCGCUAGAAAUAGCCGAGGAACCUGCAGCCUCAACCUGGGCUAAGGAGGACGUGCCGUUCCUGGGGAGCCUUAGUCGGGGGUCCCCAGCGUCCUCCAUUUUCUGACCGGCUCCAGGAAUAGAACCAAAAGAAGCUGAACAAGGAAGCAGCGCGGCACCAAGAAAAGCAGAAGUCGGGGGGCCUUGGAGGCGUGACUCUCCCCUCGGGUCCAGCUGGGGCCUGGAGCUGCUGCAAGUGCCGCCUGUGCUGGGGAAGGGACCAUGUGGCUGCCUUGGGCUCUGUUGCUUCUCUGGGACCCAGGCUGUUUUGCUCUGAGCGGCCCCAACACCGUGGCAGGCCCCGUGGGGGGAUCCCUGAGUGUGCAGUGUCACUAUAAGGAGGAACACGGGACUCGCAACAAAUACUGGUGCAGACCACCACAGAUUCUCCGAUGUGACAAGAUUGUGGAGACCAAAGGGCCAGCAGGAAAAAGGAACGGCCGAGUGUCCAUCAGGGACAGUCCUACAAACCUCAGCUUCACAGUGACCCUGGAGAAUCUCACAGAGGAGGAUGCAGGCACAUACUGGUGUGGGGUGGAUACACCGUUGCUCCGAGACUUUCAUGAUCCCAUUGUCGAGGUUGAGGUGUCCGUGUUCCCAGCAUCAACGUCAAUGACACCUACAAGUGUCACUGCGGCCAAGACCUCAACAAUCACAACUGCAUUUCCACCUGUAUCAUCCACUCCCCUGUUUGCAGUGAGUGCCACCCACAGUACUAGCAUCCAGGAGGAAAAUGAGGAGGUCGUGAACUCACAGCUCCCGCUGCUCCUCUCCCUGUUGGCAUUGUUGCUGCUUCUGUUGGUGGGGGCCUCCUUGCUAGCCUGGAGGAUGUUUCAGAAACGGGUCAAAGCCGGUGACCAUUCAGAGCUGUCCCAGAACCCCAAGCAGGCUGCCGAGCAGAGUGAGCUGCACUACGCAAAUCUGGAGCUGCUGAUGUGGCCUCAAAAGCCAGCACCACCAAGGGAGGUGGAGGUGGAAUACAGCACUCUGGCCGCCCCCAGGGAAGAACUUCACUAUGCCUCGGUGGUGUUUGAUUCUAACACCAACAGGAUAGCUGCUCAGAGGCCCCGGGAGGAGGAACCAGAUUCAGAUUACAGUGUGAUAAGGAAGACAUAGGCCUUUGUCCUGCCUCGCCAUCGGAGCUCUCAUGGGCCCCAGGAAGUCCAGGGAUGGCUCCCUUAUCCCUGGCCCACGUCCUUCUCAGCCUGCCCUCGAUGACAGUGACCAACAGACAGGCAGCUGGGUUUCCCAGGCCGUCCCUCUGUUGCCAUCAGCUCGAUUGGCUUCCCUGAGGGCCAGCAGGGCUGGGGGCUCCGGGAGCAGCAGGAAGCACUCCCAGCCACCAGCGCCUGUUGCCUAUUUCCCCUUUGCCCCUGCUUCAUCCUGGCUCUGUGUAUGGAGGACAAAGCUUCUUCCUGCGUGGCUCCAGGAAAAGAUGUGGCUCACGUAGGUGGCAGCUGCCAACAGCGUUGUCAAUCACAGCCCCUUAGGAACGUCUGGAAUUGCUUGGGAGUUGGGGAGAACUGUCAAGAAGAGUGAAGAGAGUGCCAAAGCGGAGAUCUGUUCACAUGGGGGCCAUGGUGGGGGGACCCACUAAAGAUCAAGAUCAAAGAUCCUCCCCAUCUCACAGACAAGGAAACUGAGGCCAGAGGGAGGAGAAAAUUGCUCAUGGCUCCAGAACUGGUGGCAAGUUCCUCUGGACUCUUAGGUUUAUUUUUAAUAUGAAAUAUAAAAACAGUUUCAAAUAUCUUAUUGAGGGAGAAGUAAAAAGUUAUUUAAACAAUGCCUGCUAUGUGUCUGCAAUCCUCUGCUAAAGAAAGCUCCCAGCUUUGAUACCAGAUGAGUGCAGAGAAGCCUUGUGGGUGCAGUGGGUUGGGGACAUCCUAAGAGAAGUCCUCACUGAGUGGGAGAAGAGGCAGGGUCUCGCUGUGUUGCUCAACCUGGAACUCCUGGAGUUGUGCAAUGUGGACUCCUGGAUCUGAAAG